GUGUUCCUAAAGUUCAGACGUCUGGCUGGACGCAACCUGUACAGAUCAUGUGCGCUGUAUAGUGAUGUGUGUCAAAGCUUCCCUUCAGGAGAAAUUAUUCCUGCCUUGGGAAUGACCCUACAAGGGUUUUGAUUUCAUUGUUUUAUUACGUGGUCUCUUGUGGAUAUAACAACGCACGCUUGCUUCUCGUUUCGUAUUUUUACAGGAUUCAAUCAUUAAGGCCAGAGGGUAAUCGACGAUGCGUCCAUUAUCUCCCCUGUCUCAUCUCAUUUUGUUUCACUUACUGUGUGGAUCUCUGAGCAGCAGAUGUCCUCAAGAGUGCUCAUGCAGCACCAGUGGUUCUAUCUUCUGCGUCCAGCAGAACUUGAGCUACAUGCCUCAUGACCUCCCCUCCUCCACAAAGUACCUCUACGUGUUUCAGAACAACAUCAACACCUUGCAACAGCAGGGCUUUGUAGAGCUUGGCGAGCUUGGAAUGCUGGAUUUGAGUCAGAAUGCCCUCACUGAAAUCCCUGAUGGGGUGUUCAGCCCACUCUCCUCUCUACACAACCUGGAUCUCUCCUCAAACCACAUUACCCACAUUUCCAAAGACAGCUUUGCUGGACUGGUCAACCUGGAAAGGCUGUAUCUCUACAGCAACCACAUUCAGAGCAUUCACCCAGCUGCCUUUGAGGGACUAGAGAACCUACUGGAGCUGAAGCUACAGGGGAAUCAGAUUAGUGUUUUGCCAGGUCUGCAACUGCCCAGACUGCUCCACUUGGACCUAAGUUAUAAUAGUAUCCCACCUAUUGGACCUGAAGAUUUACAGACACCACACCUUGAGUCUCUUAAAAUAGCUGGACUGCGGCUAACCAGUCUGGAUGGGGAGCUGCUAAGCAGCCUAGUGAACCUACAUGUUCUGGAUGUUUCCCAGAACCUGCUCGUAGAGAUACAACCUACGCUUAAGGCAAUGGGGGGGCUACGAAACCUCAAUUUAACUGGGAAUCCCUUGGGAUCCCUAAAACAAGAAGACUUCCAAAAUCUGGUUAAUUUGCUAGAGCUUGACUUGAGCAACCUUAAUUUACAAGGCUUCCCCGAGGGCUUCUUCAACCUUUUCCCCAAACUUGAGAAGCUCACUGCAGCUGAAAACCCCUUUAACUGCCUCUGCCCACUGGCCUGGUUUCCAGUAUGGCUAAAGGAUGCACAUGUAGAACUGUUGAGAAUGGAGGAGACUCGUUGCCACUUUCCACCAAUAAACUCAGGAGAGGUUUUGGCAAAAUUGGAGCAUAAAGAUUUUGGCUGUCCCACAACAACCAUUGAGUUAACAAGAGCAGGGACAAGUAGUACUACAAGCAAGCCCACAAACUCCACCACACCAUCAAGCACAAUGCACGCCAUUCCCCCGGCGCCACCAAGUGAGAUGCCCUCAGCAGACACAGACAGCUUCCCUCUUUCCCAGACCACUGCCUUCCCCAGAGAAAUCAUAGAAGAUUCUGAAGAAGAGGACAUCAUGUGCCCCUCCAAUAUCUGUCUAAAUGGGGGAACAUGCAUAUUUGACUCAAAUGGGGUGGUUGUUUGCCUGUGUCUGCCUUCAAUGUCAGGACUUUACUGUGAGACACAAAAUCCAGGCUUCCUUUCUCCGCCUUCACCUAGAGUUUCUGUCGAGACCAUUGCUACAGUCCAGCCCAACACAAUCAGCUCCCUUCACAUAACCAGCACUUCCAUUUCAUUAGACCUUCACCGUUACAUCCACACAAGAACGCACAUCCGUGGAAUCCGUCUGACUUACCGAAACUUGUCAGGCCCCGACCAGCGGCCAAUACACCUGAAUGUGCCUCCAACUUACCCCGAAUACACGCUUAGAGGGCUACAGCCGAAUAGCACCUAUUCUGUAUGUGCCAGCCCUCUGGGAGAGCCUGUCCAUGUCUCGGUUAGUGCCUGCAUGGAGGCUCGCACAGCAGGAAUCCCACCCUCUUCCCAAGAGCCAAGUGUUGACAGGACCGAACCCUCUUCCUCUCUCAUACCCAUCAUGACAGCUGUGGCAGUGGUGAUGGUUGUGGCCAUCAUAGCUACUGUGGUAGUCAUCCGCCGCAGGAGGAGAUCCAAGGCUCCAGUAGAUAUGGACUUACAUGAGACAUCUCCUCUGGAGUUAGAGGGAAUGAAAACCAGUCCAGAGAAUGGUCUGACACAUACAAAACAACCGGACAUCACCCCUUGCCCAUCUUUAGUGCAAAACAGCUUGGAAUACGAGGCACCUUUAAUACAAGGACAGUGUCCAGCCAACAAUAAUGUAGCUUGUGUGAAACCUUUGUAUGUGUAAAAGCCAUAUUGCGCUAUUCAUACCUCCAGCCCACAGAAGGCAAUGGGCUCCAUGACUCGUGCAGGCGGGUGCGAUGCAGACACUAGAUAGACUCUGGUGGGUUGGUGAACAUUUUAAUGCAUUUAAACACUUAAACUGACUGCCAGUAUUUAAACCAGGUGCAUUUGCCAUCAAAUUUUUUUUACAAAUGCCUUUACAAGUGCCUUUUAUAACCAUAAAUAUCAGACUUUAUCAAGAAUUUCUCUCUAAGAAGAGGCCAGACAUUACUGAACACAGUGUUGAUUGGCUGAAAACAGGUUGUUUUAGAGGUAGCUCAUUAAUUGUGUUAUACAGGAGUCAAAAGGUCAUGCCAGGACGUCUGGACUUUUUUUUGUCCAGAAACAAAUUGCACUGAUAAGAGACACUGGGACCGUGCCUAAGAGUUGCCUAUAGAAGCUGAAAGUGAUCAGCCUCUUAAAAGAUGCUUCAAACAGGUUUUAUACAGCAUCCCUCUGUCCCUCUGCCCCAUCUGUCCUGCACAGGAGAUUAUUUGCUGUGAAAAAACAUAAUGAAGAGACAUUUUCUUACUUUGUCUAGUUUACGCUGUUAUGUUAAAGCUGUGUUAUUAUGUUUUUGUAUUUUUAAAGAAACAGUUCACCAAAAAAAGUAAUUAUGUUAUUUACUCACCCUCAUGUCGUUCCAAACCCCUUUGAUUUUCUUCACACGAGUUUGGAAUGAGAUUAGAGUGUGUAAAUGAAAACAGAAUUUUCAUUUUGUGUGAACUUCUCCUUUAAGUGCCAUUUCUGUGUCCCUUUUUGUGUUUAGUUGUUGUGUUUGUUUUGACUUGUAAACAUGAGACUGUAGCAAACAUUCUUUCUCCUCUCACUUGAGUGCAACAAGUUAAAAUGCUUUUACUUCUGAAUGAAAACAAACUCACUUUCCAUGAGUGAAGUCUUCAUCCUGCGUCUGACAAAGAAACACUUUGCAAGACUAUAAACACCCUCAGCCAUUUUUGACCUCAAACAAAUUCCACACAUUAACAAACACACUAGUACUAUAUAAGGAUAUGGAUAACAAAUGCUUUUAACAAAGCUGUUUUUUUGUUUUUGUUUUGUUUUUACGUGCCAGCUUUCUAAAAAUGUCCUGUACUCAUGAUUCAGACUGGGCCCCAAACAUAGACAAACUAGGAGAAGCUGA
Molecule: messenger RNA, 3475 nt
Organism: Sinocyclocheilus grahami
Lineage: Eukaryota; Metazoa; Chordata; Actinopteri; Cypriniformes; Cyprinidae
Gene: vasna
Product: vasorin a
Exons: 2
Coding region: 239-2299 (686 amino acids)
Cellular component (GO): plasma membrane
Molecular function (GO): protein binding
Source: RefSeq, a predicted model, not a curated record